AUCUUAUAAAUCAGCGCCCCUGAUAAUUGCUCGCUCAGUUCGCAUCCAACUCCCUCCUUUUCUUUGAGCCCUUCUUCCCCAAGCAGCAUGCAGGAAAAUGUAUCAUGCUUUUCACGGCUUAUACUGGGCUACUUACCUCUGCAGUGCACAUCAGAAUGGGGCAUCACGAAACUCAUGGUAUCUGUACCAUUCUCUCCCUACUCCUACUGUGGAGUACCAUCGUAUCCGCCGGAGACGAUGGCUUGGUCCGUAUUGCUUUGAAGAAGAGGCCGCUAAUGGAAGACAUCUAUAACAAGCUAGUGCCAAAGAUUACAACGGAGAACAGCGGGGCAGGGAGUAAGGUUGAUCCGGUGAGGGAAGCAGUUAACCAAGUUCGCGCCCAGGCACAAAGGAUAUUCACAGAGGCUGCGGCCAUGGAACAGCUGCUCAAGCGCCGUUGGAGUCACAGAGGGAUCGGAGGAAACAGACGUGUGCGCCAAGGUUACCAGGCCGUCGUCCCGCUCAAGAACUACGUGAACGCUCAAUAUUUUGGGCAGAUUGGGGUUGGCUCCCCGCCACAGAAUUUCACGGUGGUCUUCGACACGGGGAGCGCCAACCUCUGGGUCCCUUCCGCCGAGUGCUUCUUCUCCCUUGCUUGCUACUUCCAUCCCAAGUAUGUAUCAAGACGGUCCAGCACCUACAAGGAGAACGGAACACCUGCUUCCAUUCAUUAUGGAAAAGGAGCAAUUUUUGGAUUUUACAGUCAAGAUCAAGUAACUAUUGGUGAUCUAGUUGUAAACAAUCAGGAAUUCAUUGAAGCUACUUACGAGCCUGGCUUUACAUUUUUAGCAGCAAAAUUCGAUGGCAUUCUUGGACUUGGAUUUAAGGAAAUUUCGGUUGAAGGCUCUGUUCCAGUCUGGUACAAUAUGGUUGCACAAGGCCUUGUGAACCAACAUGUUUUCUCCUUUUGGUUAAAUCGAAAUGCAAACAAUGGGGAUGGAGGUGAAAUUGUUUUCGGAGGUAGUGACCCCAAACAUUACAAAGGCAGCCAUACAUACACCCGAGUAACCCAGAAAGCAUACUGGCAGUUUGAAAUGGGAGACUUUCUUAUUGGUGGGAAGAGCACUGGAAUUUGUGUGGAUGGAUGUGCGGCAAUAGCAGACUCCGGAACUUCAUUGAUUGCUGGUCCAAUAGGUGUCAUUGCCCAGAUCAAUGAGCGAAUUGGAGCCACUGGAGUGGCUAACAAAGAGUGCAAACAAGUUGUUUCUGGAUAUGGACAAGAAAUGAUAGAGUUGCUGAAAUCGGAGACACCACCGGCACAAGUGUGUUCGAAGAUUGGGCUCUGCGCAUUUGACGGAACUAGAGGAGUAAGUGCUGGUAUUAAGAGGGUAACGGAAGAGGGACGAACAACAUCUGUAGACAACAUGUUUGAUGCUACAUGCAAUGCAUGCGAGAUGGCAGUGAGGUGGAUGCAAAGCGAAUUCGUUCAGAAUCAUACCAAGGAGGGCAUGUUGGAGUAUGUCGGUCGGCUCUGCCACAGUAUGCCUAGUCCCCUAGGAUCAUAUGUGGACUGUAGACACAUUGAUUCCCUGCAAAGUGUCUCGUUCAGCAUAGGCGGAAGGAUAUUUGAGCUCCAACCAGAACAGUACAUUCUCAAGGUUGGCGAUGGAUUCAUGGCUCAGUGUAUUAGCGGAUUCACGUAUUUGGACAUUCCCCCUCCAGUAGGCCCUCUCUGGAUACUGGGUGAUGUCUUCAUGGGAGCAUACCACACCGUCUUUGACUAUGACAAGAUGAGUGUUGGCUUCGCGGAUACUGCAUGAGAGAAGCAUUUCACUGAUGUAUUUUCUUUGAUUGAGCAAAACAUGGUCAUUUCGACAUGAGAAAUUAUAUCAAAGAGAUGUACGUGCAUGCAUGAUAGCCUUAUAUAUAACAUAGCACAAUAUGUGGCUUUAUGUUGUGUAAAAGGUUAAAUAGCAUCUCACAUGUACUUAGCCACUACCUUGUGCACCUAUUAUAACAAAUAUUAUUCUAAUUUUUUAAA
Messenger RNA from Triticum dicoccoides, 2020 nucleotides. Its product is annotated as aspartic proteinase oryzasin-1-like. Gene Ontology annotation, biological process: lipid metabolic process; proteolysis. The transcript is spliced from 14 exons. NCBI's taxonomy places the organism in Eukaryota, Viridiplantae, Streptophyta, Magnoliopsida, Poales, Poaceae. Bases 105 to 1799 code for a protein of 564 amino acids. Gene Ontology annotation, molecular function: aspartic-type endopeptidase activity. The record is from RefSeq and is a predicted model, not a curated record.